CGCUCGAGAGCUUCAAUGUUUUAGCUCCCGCAAGCAAAAAUGAAGUGAGGGAGGGGCGCCCGUACUUCGUCCACGGCUCAUGUUAGUGGCAACCAACCAACCAUGAUCAGCCGCUGUCUGACUCAACCCUUUUCCUGUUCUUCAUUUUGUUUCAAGCCUUCUCUUACACCGUCUUCAAUAUCCAAACUUAAACCCUUUGAUCACCUUACCAAAAUCCACAAAAAGAAGAAGAUUAAGAAAGAAAUAUGCAGGGCGGAGUUUUCAACUGACGCGCCCCUCGCUGCCGCAAUCGGCGCGUGUAUGUUGAGUUCACUGCUUCUUCCGGUUGCCGAUGCUGGGGAGGAAGAUGGUAGUGGUUCGGUUAUUGAUGCAGGUGAUACGAGGUUUGCGGCUAUGGGGAUUAUCAGCUUCAUUCCUUACUUCAAUUGGCUGAGCUGGGUUUUUGCUUGGCUUGAUACGGGGAAGCGGCGCUACGCUGUGUACUCUAUUGUAUACUUGGCUCCUUACCUCAGAUCAAAUUUGUCUCUUUCUCCAGAGGAUAGCUGGCUUCCUAUUUCUAGCAUUAUAUUUUGCAUUAUCCAUGUCCAGCUGGAAGCAAGUAUAAAAAAUGGUGAUCUUCAAGGAUUUCAAAUAUUUAGUGAGGCUGCUAAACAUCUUUCAUCAAGGAGUAGAGAGGAUGAUACACAUUUCAAAGGACAGAAGAAACCUGAGGUGACGAAAAGAGAAUAUAGGAAUUUGCCUGAUGCUGAAGAUCAAUCAAGAAAUGAGAUCCGGCAGUGGGGAAUUCCUAGGAGGCCAUCAGAACAUCAUGAGCAGUCGAAUGGAGAUUGGGACGAUGAUGGAAAAAGUGAACGCUAGAAUAACAACUGUCAUAACUCAGCCUGCUUUGUAAUAUUUGGAUCCAAAUGGAGAAUGCCAGUGUUUUUGCUGUUGAUGUUAUCUUGUUGUAUACUUGUGCAAAACAUGACUAUAGAAAAGCGGCAAGGAUUGGUGCAGACACAAAGGAGGAAGGAGAGCUUCCAUGGUAUCUUUAGUUGUGGAAACUAAAAGAAGCACAUUACUGCUUUAAUAUUUCAUUUUAACAACUCUUUAUGUAAUCUACUGAUGGUCUUUAAAUUCAGGCAACUAGUGUUUGAAGUAUAUUGUUUUCUCUUAUCUGCAAAACAUAUGAGGGAAACAGCAGGUCUUUCCAGUAAGCUGUUUAAUUAUGAAUACUAAUAUCUGUUGGUUAAUUC
This is a messenger RNA of Theobroma umbraticum, 1235 nucleotides long. Its product is annotated as zinc finger matrin-type protein. Lineage: Eukaryota; Viridiplantae; Streptophyta; Magnoliopsida; Malvales; Malvaceae. The record is from RefSeq and is a predicted model, not a curated record.